CCUGUCUAACCCAAGAGCCUCUGAAGACAUGCCUGGCUAGUAGAAGUACAGCCGUGUAACAGUAAAGGUUCUCGUGAGUGGAAGUGCUGUGGUCUCUGCCUGCUUGCGCCCGUCUCUAGACUCCUUGAAACAUAUUCACGGUCUAGGUAUUACUUGUAAGAGUUAUCUUCCUCAGGUCAGAAAGUCACCUGGCUAGAUUUUCAAUUUGCCUUAGUAAAAAAAAAAUAAGAAAUAAGGUAAAUGAUAAGAAUAUAGAUAACUGAAAGCUACCAACUUGCCCGAGAACAAUGUCGUCUGACUCCAUUCGUCGGUCCCUGGUGGUACUGAUUGUGGUGGCGUUGGUUACGGAAUCCAGAGCUCAUAUUGGGAGCUGCGAGGACCACUCGUUCGAAUGUUCCAAGUGGAGAGGAUGGGGUCUGUGCGAUUCCAAUCUCCGGUUCAUGGCGCUGAAUUGUCCGGUUACCUGCAACGUCUGCCUAGAUCCCGGAUGCUUCGACAGGAGUCAGGAGUGCUCAGAGUGGGUGCAGUUGGGAUUAUGCAAUCGCAACAGGCAGGUUCAGAGGACGUGUCCCCAUUCCUGCAGCCUGUGUCAAAUUCCAGAAUUUUUCACGAAAACCCAGAGCAUCGCUGAACCCGACUUUGAAUGUGGCAGACCAGUAACACAAGGCGGUGGAAGAGGGAGGAGACAGAUUAUCUUCCCAGAUGAACUACAAGACUACCUCAGAAGUCGCCCUAAUAAUCCCCAGGAUCCCCACGAUGUCCUUGAUCCGCAUGGCCCCGAUGAUCAUCAUCAUUUCGAUGAAGAAGAUCAUCACGAUCCACAUAACGAUCCGCAUCGUCCAGAUGAUCGUCAUAGGCCUCAACCUAUCAAGAAAGGUCCUGUUGCCACUAUUGACGUCACCGAAACCUUCUGUGGCGCCACACUCAUCCAUGAGAGGUUCCUCUUGACGGCUGCUCACUGCGUCCUAGAUCCUGACAAACCUGUGAGGACAGUUCGUCUAGGCGAGCUGGAUUUCUCCAAAGAAAACGAGGCCUUUUCCGCUCCGGUCGACUACAGUGUGAAGCUCAUCACGCUUCAUCCGGAAUACAAGACAAAUACGCUAGAGCGGUAUAACGACAUCGCCCUCAUUGAAACGACGGAGAAAGUCCAGUUCAACGAUGUUGUCUACCCCUUCUGUCUCCCAAAAAGAAGACCUACGAACGGUGCCACAGUGACUGGAUCCGGCUUCGGUUUGGUUAACAACACUGAUCGCUCCACCCACGUACAAGAGGCGGACCUGACGAUAGUGGACUCCAACAUGUGUUGGAGCAUGUACGAACGUGAAGGAUUGGGGAACACCAUAAGAACUCAGUAUCCUCUUCUUUUCCAAGGGACAGAUAUUAUGUGCGCUGCCUUUCCCGGCAGAGAUGCCUGUCAGGGCGACUCCGGAGGUCCUCUCUUCCAAGACGUUUUCGGGCAGCGCUUUCUGGUGGGCGUCAUCGGCCAGGGCAUCUCCUGCAGGGGCAACGGCGUCCCCAGCUUACCCGGCUUCUACAUCAGCGUGGCUGACCACAUCGAUUUCAUCAACAGCGUAAUUUAUCCAUCGUAAAUGGGUCGUGUUUCAUUCCGGACUGUUGGCUGCGCUCCCGGCGGUAUGGGUCUUUCUU
Messenger RNA from Macrobrachium nipponense, 1647 nucleotides. RefSeq names its product vitamin K-dependent protein C-like. Gene Ontology annotation, biological process: proteolysis. The record is from RefSeq and is a predicted model, not a curated record. Lineage: Eukaryota; Metazoa; Arthropoda; Malacostraca; Decapoda; Palaemonidae. Gene Ontology annotation, molecular function: serine-type endopeptidase activity. The coding region runs from base 288 to 1589 and encodes 433 amino acids. The transcript has 11 exons.